Molecule: messenger RNA, 580 nt
Organism: Wyeomyia smithii (pitcher-plant mosquito)
Lineage: Eukaryota; Metazoa; Arthropoda; Insecta; Diptera; Culicidae
Gene: MED10
Product: mediator of RNA polymerase II transcription subunit 10
Exons: 2
Coding region: 82-474 (130 amino acids)
Biological process (GO): positive regulation of transcription by RNA polymerase II
Cellular component (GO): chromatin; mediator complex
Molecular function (GO): transcription coregulator activity
Source: RefSeq, a predicted model, not a curated record
UAGCUGUCAUCAAUCGAAAACCAAAACAAAAGCAUCCAUUUCUCGAUUUCAAUACCCUAAAUUCAUCGUUCCGUAUUCAAUAUGACUUCUCCGCUGGAAAAUCUUGAAAACCAUCUGGAAAUGUUCAUUGAGAACGUGCGCCAGAUACGGAUAAUUGUUAGCGAUUUUCAACCACAAGGACAGAACGUGCUAAAUCAAAAAAUUCAAUCUCUGGUAACGGGACUGCAGGAAAUCGACAAGCUUAAGAACCAGGUUGAUGUGAACGUACCACUGGAAGUUUUCGACUACAUCGAUCAGGGCCGGAAUCCGCAGCUGUACACGAAAGACUGCAUCGACAAGGCACUGACCAAGAACGAGGAAGUCAAGGGCAAGAUCGAUUCCUACCGGAAGUUCAAGAGCAAUCUGCUGAAAGAGCUGGGAGAAAUGUUCCCGGGGGAGAUCAGCAAAUACAAGGCGAUUCGGGGGGAUGAGUAGUAUUAUUGGUCUGGCUUGUAGCUUAUAGGUAAUUAUCGGAAUAAGUGAAGCAUACGCUAGUUUCCUUUUUGGAUAAUUUGAAUAAAAUAAUUUUUUUGGCGUACAA